GGAGGCGGCCAUCCCAAUUGGGAAGUGAGCGCUAGUUAGCGUGGGAGCCUCAGAAUCUGUUCCGCUGUAAUUUCGGGCUAGCACUCUUAUGCUCUACAAACGUUUCAGCACCCAAGUCGUCUAGAUGAGAAUAGCUUCUGGUUGUAUUCAUUGGAGUCUAGCUUUAUAGCGUUGAUGCCUUGUUUUUCCAGUUCGAAAGUUCAUCCCCAUUGGGACCUCCCUACAACCUAUGGCGUGCGACGUGUUCUCCAACGCGCAGCGCUGGAUGAUAAUAAUUAUUCUGCUCGAUGGAUGUGCGCUUUGAAUGCGGGAUAUCUCGUUGAAUCCGUCUCAAGGAACACUCUCCAGGUGUUGUGCAUAAUAAUAUCCUUCUCAGGAUCGGUGGUGCUAGAUCUGGAAGCCAAGUUUGACAGAUUGACCCGAGCAACCCAAUUGCCAGUAUAUCUUUAGACCCGCUACUCAUGGCAAUGAUACGGUUUCGUACGUUGACUUACUUUCUCAUCUACCUAUCUGACACAGACAUGGCGAAUGUUGUCGACACGAGUUUGUGCACCUCCAAUCUGUGUGGUUGGAAGGUCCCUCAGGAGCUUAUUGACAGCAUAAUUGACGAGCUCCACGAGGAUGUCGCCGCAUUGCGAGCCUGCGCACUAGUCUCAAGUGCCUGGCUUCUUCGCAGCCGCCGGGGUCUUUUCCACUCCCUUACUCUCAUUUGCGAUGCACAUACCAAGGACAUUCACGAGUUCAUCAGGUUUCUUCGUUCGUCAUACCCUGUUGGAGCCUGUGUUCGGCACCUCGAUAUGCGGUCGUGCAAUACUACGUUAAGAGCGGUACAUGAUCCGUUCGCGCCUCCUCCGCGUUUGGUCCCGCAGGGUACGGUGGCCCUGGAGUGCAUAAAGGACGUUGUCGCAUUGCUACCUAACCUAUUGACUCUGAUGCUAGUUGGGCUGAGGUGGCGAGAAGUGUACGAAACACUUGGAAUGUUCCACAAGCACAACCUCCAAAAACUCAUUAUCUCAGACGUGACAUCCGAGUUGGUGGACAACGUGCUAUCUCCAGCUGCAAUUGCGCAGCUUAUUGACCUCUUUCCGUUCCUACAAGUGCUGGAGUUGUCCAAUAUAUGGAUCAUCCAUCAACCUUACGCUGCACCUUCCAUCGUCACAUUCCUCGCCCCAGAGACCUUGAUAGUUUCGGAUCACCUUCAUUUUAAGUACAUUUUGAUCGAAGCUGUCCGAUAUCUUCGCAUUCUAUCGUCUAUCGAUGGAACCAUAUCAGCCGUGUUGGAUUCGAGGCAAUUGCAGCCCUCAAAUAUAACGACUCUGGAAGUCGGCACGAAUACCGAAUUCCGACUUCCCACAGACGCGAGCACCAAGUUGGCUGCAUCUUUACGGUCACAUCCCAAUCUGCAGACUCUAGUUUUUCGCCCGUACGACGAGGUCAAGUGUGCGGCCAAAAAGGAACCCUUACACCCCAGGCAGAUUUUAACGUUCUGUCAAAAUGCCUUCGACAUAAUCACCUGCGGACCUCCGGCCUUGUGUCAUGCCAUCUUGAUUUUAUCCGCUGAAUACCGCAGGGGUAUGCGGGUGCAGCAUUGGCCAAAUCUGAAGGUCAUGGCUGGUCUACCUGCCAACGUACAAGUGCUGGUUUGUGAGGCCGGGAACGCUAAGACGUUUUCUGCUCGUUGCGAUUGCGCAACUCAGUGGACUUUGGUGGGACGAGUCGAGCGAGAGGAGGGUGCCGUUGUAUUCAGACGAGUAGCUGAAGAUUUGACAUCCUCAGUCAUUGGGGGCUUGGGAUGAGGAAGGCGAUACUUGUUGCAAAUUGGCCUUGUUAUAUCUAAAUGCUAAGUGUGGUUUAUUAUUAUAGUUCAGGUCAGUUUCCACACUACACGAACUUCAUGGCUAUUCCUUCCGGAGCGGAAUCGGCCCGAAUGGACGAUGAGGAAUCCAAUUAUUAGAAAAGCUCCCAAGCAAUGCGGUGGACAUUAUCUUUGUAUUUUAAAAACUGCAUACACUGGCGUCCAUUUGUCGUUUGGCGAAUACGAGGGUAUAAUGCACAGUAUUCUGGCCUCUGGGGCGUAAUAUCGUAGCAUACCGACUGAUCUAUUGAAGAGCUUCUCCUCUCG
Molecule: messenger RNA, 2122 nt
Organism: Somion occarium
Lineage: Eukaryota; Fungi; Basidiomycota; Agaricomycetes; Polyporales; Cerrenaceae
Source: the annotation of a GenBank genome assembly